GACAAACAAUCAGGGAACAGACGACAAUCAAAGGGCAGAUGUGAGGCAAAAUGUGCAAGCAUUUCAAUUCUAAUUAAUGUGCAAGGGUGGGAGUCAUACAUGGCUAACUUACAGUAGUGUACGUGUCAUGCAUUACACAAAAAGAAGUACUGGAUAGAGUGCUAGCCUAGAGCAAAUGGUAAAGAUAGUGCUGGUAACUAUUGCUAAUCAACUGGAAUCCACUGCACUACACUAAAAGAUGCUUACCAGCUGUGAAGAAUACAAAGACAUCUUUCUAGAGGACUUGGAGCCAUAUCAAAUCUUGGCUCUCACUGCUCCACAGAACUUCACAGUGUGGACUGAAAGAGACUUAGCAUGGAACGUUAUCUUCUAUGUGUACAGCGCAGCAAUGGCUGUAGCUUUCCUGGGUCUGGGAGUUGUGUCAACAUUGCUGCUCUUCAAGAAAGACUGUGUCAGACUACAAAGUAAAAUAUUUGUUACUGUAUAUACAUGCAUCGCUAUUCUCAGUUUCAGUCGUGCAUUAUGGUUGGCAUUAGAUCCAUUUGGACUAGUUGGAUUUAUCGCCACAUCGUUUCCGGGCUGGUUCAUCAUAUCGAUAAGUAUCGAGGCUCUUGGAUUCCCGAGCCUGAAUGCAAGCUACACACUGAUGAUUGUCGCCCUGUUAAAAAUCAACACAAAACCAGGAGAGCCGUGGCAUCACCAGUGGAAAAUCAUAUUUCCUGUAGUGUUUGUCAUUUACAUGAUUGUGAUUGUUGCCGAGGUUAUUGCCUUGACUGUACCGUAUCAAGGUGUAAUUUCAAUUCUGAUUUGCGAAUGUCUUUUUGCGGUUGGAGGUAUAGUAGCUUGUGUGUUGUUCUUGUUUGCCGGAAAUCGACUGCUACGAAAACUCAAUCGAUCAGAGACAAAGUCCAUGCGUAUUUCAGAUGCGUCUGCACCACCUUUGGAACAUGCCUCCACAGAACGUAAACGUACUUUUGCUAACAAAGAGUUGCAGCGACGUCAAGCAAAAACUAAACGAACCAAGAUUAAAAUUGUGACGAUCACAUACGCUACGGUUGUAUUUUCGAUCCUAUACUCUCUGAUAACAGCCGGAAGAGCAGUUCUAACCGCAUAUCUGUUAUUUGGCUCGUGCUUGGGAUAUCAGGGACAGCAAGGUCCUUCUUCAGCUUGGUUGGUGCUGGAAAUCAGCCAGAGGGUGACUGAGGUGGUGCUAGCGUUGAUUCUACUCUACUCCAUUACUGACAUUACAGUUGUAAAGACAAUCAUCUGUUUACGACGUCAGCAAACUAUAGACCCUUAGUGUAUAGAUUUACGUACGUGUAUAUGUACAAUUAUUUACUACGCCUUUUACAGGAAAAUUAUUAACACAGUGUCAUUGUACACAUUUGGUACUCGUGAGAUUACUGCUGUAACCCUUAGUAACUCCGUCGAGCUGACGAGAUUAGGGAGGCACACAUUAUGCGGGAAUUUCUUUG
Messenger RNA from Halichondria panicea, 1475 nucleotides. RefSeq lists its product as uncharacterized. The record is from RefSeq and is a predicted model, not a curated record. The transcript has a single exon. NCBI's taxonomy places the organism in Eukaryota, Metazoa, Porifera, Demospongiae, Suberitida, Halichondriidae. The coding region runs from base 239 to 1300 and encodes 353 amino acids.